Punctularia strigosozonata HHB-11173 SS5 is the source of this 1564-nucleotide messenger RNA. RefSeq lists its product as uncharacterized. The transcript has 9 exons. Gene Ontology annotation, molecular function: glyoxylate reductase (NADPH) activity; hydroxypyruvate reductase [NAD(P)H] activity; NAD binding. Gene Ontology annotation, cellular component: cytosol. The record is from RefSeq and is a predicted model, not a curated record. The coding region runs from base 1 to 1119 and encodes 372 amino acids. NCBI's taxonomy places the organism in Eukaryota, Fungi, Basidiomycota, Agaricomycetes, Corticiales, Punctulariaceae.
AUGUCCACUGGGUCACCAUCGUCUCUUGCGUCCACGAAGCGUCGUCUAACGCAUGUCGCUUCUCACCUCAGAACACCCAAGCUGAAGGUCGUAGUAUGCCGGGACUUGGGACCCAAUGUUAUGCCUCUCCUGCGGGACAGGCCGGAGAUAGAUCUGGUCGUCUGGCCGGAAGACAAGCCUUGCGAACGCCCCUGGCUGUUAGAGAACAUCCGAGGGGCAGCUGGGGUCUUGGUGAUGCUUUCGGACAAGGUCAACCAGGAACUCAUAGAUGCAGCCGGACCCAGCUUGAAAGUUGCCUCGACGAUGUCAGUCGGUUAUGAGCACGUCGAUCUCCCGGUCGUCGCGAAAGCCGGCGUUCGAAUCGGUUACACGCCCGACGUUCUGACCGACGCCGUGGCGGACCUGACCGUGAUGCUAGCCCUGAUGGCAAGCCGCAACGGCGGCGAGGCUGUUUCGCUCGUUCAAUCCGGUGGUUGGCCAAGUUUCUCAUGGUCGCCUUUCGGCCUGUGCGGCCCGCAGAUCAGCGCGUCGCCCUUCUCCCCGAAGCGCACCGUCGGCUUCCUCGGCUUCGGGCGGAUAGCGCAGGCGACGCUCGCGCGCCUCGUCCCCUUCGGCAUCACGCACUGCCUCUUCACGUCCAACCCGUCCUCAACGGCCGACCCGGCGUUCGAGGCCGCGAUCGCGGCGAAGUACGGCGUGCAGGUGCGCCGGGUGGGGCUGGACGAGCUCGCGCGGGAGAGCGACGUGCUGGUGGUGCUCGCGCCGGGCGGGGCGAGGACGCAUCACGUGGUGAACGAGGAGGUGCUGCGGAAGAUGAAGAAGACGGCGGUGCUGGUGAACACCGCGCGCGGGACGGUGGUGGACUCGGACGCACUCGCGAGGGCGCUGAGGGAGGGGUGGAUAUGGGGCGCGGGGCUGGACGUGGUCGAGGGCGAGCCGAACGUGACGGCGGACCAUCCGCUCGUGAAGGAGCCGAGGGCGGUCGUGCUCCCGCAUCUCGGGAGCGCGACGAUCGAGACGAGAUUGGGUAUGGCGACGCUGGCGGCGAAGAAUUUGCUCGGUGGUUUGGGUUUGGAAGAGGGCAUGCCCGCUGAGCUGGACGUAAAAAGUCGCGCGUAGAUCGUAGCAAUCCCGCUGCUCGUGGCGUAUAGAGGUAUCACUUAUUGUCGAGUCCUACAUCUGCGCCAGCUUAUCCACCAAAUCCUCCAUGACAUCUUUAGGCUUCUGCGGAGGCGACGAGGGCCCAUCAGACUUCUGUAGGCUGAUGGGCACGAGCGGUGCGGCUUCUGGCUCGAAGCCCGGCGCGACUUUGCGCAGAGCCUCGCGUUUGCGGCGUUCACGUUCGUCGUGGCGGGCCUGGAGGUACGCCUCUCUACGUGCUGCGUGCGCCGCUAGCGUGGCGCGCCGUGACGACUCCAUGGUGAGGACAUGCGGUUCUAGGGUAAACGGGUAGACGAAGUAUGCUGUGACCGAAUCGGGUAGAGGAUGGAUGUCGGGAGGAAGGGUGACUGGACGAGGAACUCGGACACUAGGAGACUUGAUCAAGGGUACGCUAGCUGCAGCG